Molecule: messenger RNA, 630 nt
Organism: Synchytrium microbalum
Lineage: Eukaryota; Fungi; Chytridiomycota; Chytridiomycetes; Synchytriales; Synchytriaceae
Exons: 4
Coding region: 1-630 (209 amino acids)
Source: RefSeq, a predicted model, not a curated record
AUGAGAUUCACGCUACGGGCACUCAAUUCACGAGUCUCUGAACUAGGGUUUCGUGAUUUCGCUAGAUCUCUGCAAGGAGGAGAGUCAGUCGCAAGAGCUCCCAUACGGAUGCAUCGACCAAAGUUUGAUUUGGAGCAAGAUCUGCGGUCAUCGGAUAUAGAGUCAAUGAGCGAUGCUUUUGAUCGGAAUCAACAGCCCAAAAUCCCAUCCAGCCGAAAGAGGAUCCCAACACCGCCAUCCGCUGGUUCUGAAGCUGUAUGGCCUGGUCGUGAUAUACCUUUGAAUCUGAAGCAGAGUCGUCUGGUUGUUCAAAUCAAGGCUGAACUGGAGUACUUUUUCAAUUCGCACGAGUGUCCACAGCAGUUAUCUACUCUUAAUUGGAGUAUGACUAAACUAUUCCUAUCUCCUACUGAACGAACUUGUUUUGUCGCUUGGACUCAUUUGAGUCCUUCAGAUACUCUGAGCUUGAUGGCAGUAACAACCAUGCUCGAAGCAUACCAAAUCCCCCUCUCACGGUUGCUAAAGCAUCGAAUACGGCAAGGUCGCUACUUCCCACGUAUAAGGUUCAUUCGGGAUAGUGUGGAAGAUAUAUAUACUCGCUCAGAGGCGGAAGCUAAAGCUGAAAAGUAA